UUCCUUGUAAUCUGACACAACAGUAUGGAGGAAUCAAUAGACCAACGAGAUGAGCAAAGAAAAUUUAACUACUGGGACAUCUUUAGGAAAGAUGUUUCAGCACAAAGAUUGACAAGAAAAUCAAGCUUAUCAGAUAAGAUUUUUAAAGGAUUGAAAUUAUUUGUGUAUGUCAUACUGUUUCUGUUGGUAUUUGGUGGUGCAAUAGUAUCCAGAGGGGCACUACAGAUUCUCACAGACCAGCUUUAUCUGGAACGCCAAACAAAUUAUACAGUAAACUUAGAAAAAGAUGCAAUAUCAUAUUUCCUCCUUUUUAUCAUAUCUAUACCAGAUGGUGUCAAGUUUAUUGUAUCUCUGAUGCAGUUUUUAUUUGGGAAAAGACAAUCCCCUUCUUGUAUUCAGUUGAUUGUUGUGAUUUUAAAAGAAUGCCUGCACUUCUUCUGUCUUGGCACGAUAGUCUUCAAGGUGAUGCCAUUAUUAAAUGCUGUCGAAGUGUGUGCCUAUCUGUCAGGAAUACCAUUAGUGCCUUCUUUUCUUCAUUCCAUAUCAUACAGGAAAAAAUGUUUGUUAGGAGGAAGACAUGUUUGUAAACAAAUGUUAAACAUUUUGUCUAUCAUCUUACAAGCGGCUGCCUUAUUUGCUGUUCCAAUAUACAAAGUGACCAAUGACCAGAUUUCUUCCACAGACGCAUUCCUGAUGAUUUUCUGUGCUUUUUGUUUCAGUGUCCGAUGGUUUGAGACAUACUUUAAAUAUUCUAGAGAGUCAAAAUUAUUUAAAAAACUGUUUGCUUAUGAAGAACGUGAAAAAACUCACGCAGCGUCCUCAUUGGUGACAAGUUUAUUCCGACUGGUGUUAGCCAUAGCUCUCUUUCCAACAUUUUUCUCUCCCGGGGUUACAAAUCCAGUAGAAACUUUCUCUUCCCCACAGUUAUCUGCAUUACAUUCAACUGCUGUCCCUACACCUUGCUUAGAUAUAUCAAAGAACACCACAAUCCAAUUACUAAACACAACAAUUCUUCCAUGUAACCUUCCAUCGUCUAAAGCUUUUGUUAACGAUUGGCUACUUAAUCCCUUUUUGAUUCAUUUUUUCACGAGUAUUGGACUGUUCUAUGGAGCAAUAAUAUCUACUAGACUCUGCAUGGACAAAGUAUGUUUUUGUAUAGCUUUAACUUUUGGAACACCGGUAUAUGUAACAGGAGUGUUUAUUGCACAUAUUAUAAAGGAACCAAACUGGAUUUCUAACACGCUUAUGUCAAAAGAAGUAACAGACACAGGGGUGUAUACCAUGCUAGUAGUGUUCGUAAUAGCUUGGUUGUCACAGCUUUGGACCUGCAGACAUAUCUGGUAUUCGUCACAUGAUAGAAUGGUUUUUGUAAGCAGACUGUUUGUUCUACCUCACUACUGUAGUCCUGUUGCUGACCUCUCCCUUCUUCACAGCAGACGACACAAAUCAAAACAUUUUGAAGAUAGAUACCAAGAAGACGAUUCUGUCAAAACAAAAGUAUAUAUAUGUGCAACGAUGUGGCACGAAAACAGAAUAGAGAUGAAACAGAUACUUAAAACUUUAUUCAGACUUGAUAUGGACCAGGCUGCACGAUCUAUAGCUAAGAAUGACGUGUCCUUAUCAGCCAGUACUGAAAGUGUUUUUGAAUCUGGACUGGACAAGAAAGCAGUUAUGAGAGACUACUAUGAAUUUGAAGCACAUAUAAUGUUUGAUGAUGCCAUGGAAACAACACAAGGAAAAGAAGGAGAAGGGAAGAAACGAGUACCAAAUGAGUUUGUUCAACAAUUAAUGGAAAUAAUGUCCGAAGCAGCCAUGGCCGUUUACCAGGUGCCAAUCAAUCUUGCACCUCCAGACAAGCUUGCUACUCCAUAUGGUGGACGUUUAGUAUGGACAUUUCCAGGAGAGAAUAAACUUGUGGUGCAUCUCAAAGAUAAAGAAAAAAUUAGACACAAGAAGAGAUGGUCACAGAUUAUGUACUUGUACUAUUUGAUUGGCUAUAAAUUAGUAAACAGUGAGAUACAGCAGAUGAAAGAAAAAGUGAAGGAAGAUUUUGAAAGUGUGCAGUCAAUUUUUGAAAGGCUUCCAGCAAAUCUGGUUCAACAGGCGGAGAACACCUAUGUUAUGGCUUUAGAUGGUGAUGUUGACUUUUCUCCAGAAGCAUUACAGCUACUCAUAGACAGAAUGAAGAAAAAUACGAAAGUUGGUGCGACAUGUGGUCGUAUUAAACCUGGAGGGUCUGGGCCAGUUGUGUGGUAUCAGAAAUUUGAAUAUGCAAUAGGACAUUGGUUACAGAAAUCAGCAGAGCAUGUUUUCGGUUGUGUGCUUUGUAGUCCUGGAUGUUUUAGUCUGUUUCGGGCAAAAGCUUUAAUGGAUGACAACAUCAUGAGAACAUAUGCUAAAUUACCAACAGAACCCAAACAUUAUUUGCAAUACGAUCAAGGUGAAGAUAGAUGGCUGUGCACGCUCAUGUUACAACAAGGUUAUCGUAUUGAAUACUGUGCAGCUGCAGAGGCAUUGACGUUUGCACCAGAGGAGUUCCGAGAGUUCUUCAACCAAAGAAGAAGAUGGAUGCCAUCUACUAUGGCAAAUAUAUUAGAUUUACUAAUGAGCUAUACUCAAACAACCAGAAACAAUCCGAACAUAUCAUACCUUUAUAUCUUUUACCAGAUUGUUUUGUUCCUGUCUUCCGUUUUGGGUCCGUCUACUGUAUUACUUGCAAUGCAAUCGGCUGUCAGAACUGUUUUCAGCACCUCGGCCGUAGUUGCAUACAUCGUUACAUAUGCACCAACAAUUCUAUUUAUUUUUAUUUGUUUAAAGUUCAAAUCACAGACACAGCUUACAAUAGCUAUGAUAUUGAGUGCAAUAUAUGCAAUGUUAAUGAUGGCGGUUAUAGUCGGAACCAUUGUAAACAUUUCAGAAGAAGGGUUUUUCACGCCGUCUGCUGUGUUUAUGUAUGUCUUAGUAGGUGUUUUUCUCAUAGCCGGACUUUUCCAUCCCCAUGAACUUACUGAUUUGUUUUGGGGAGUUCUUUAUUUCAUAUGCAUUCCUGCUGGUUAUCUAUUCUUGAUUAUCUACGCGAUUUGCAAUUUAAACAAUGUUUCUUGGGGAACAAGGGAAACUCAGACGGCUGUUUUAGAAAACCAAGUAAAAAAAACUCAAAAGAAGACGACUGAGGAUGAACUGGGUGUUGUUUCCGGCGAGGUCAUUGAGGAUAUUCUUAAGCAAGUUAAAACUAGCAAAAUCAAAGAUGCUUCAUGUCGAGAUUUAGUACCGUCAAUUUUUCAGUGGAUUAACAACUUGAUAAUCCUGCGUUCUUUAGAAAGCGUGGUAAGUAUUUUCAAAAAUGUUGAUGGAGAAGAAUAUGAUAACGCACCAUUGACGCAGAAAUCAAUGAGGCGGAAAAAGAGGAAAGAGUCGACAGAAGAGGAUAUUGCAGUUGACGAUGAUUCUUGGGCAGACCAACAUGGUACAAUCAAACGCCUUAAACAGGAUGAAAUAAACUUUUGGAAUGAACUGAUUGUAAACUACCUUAAACCGUUGAAUCAAGAUAAAAAGAAAGAAAAGGCAGUUGCUGAAAGUCUGAAAGACUUCAGAAAUAAAGUAGCUUUCGCAUUCUUCUUCGUAAAUGGUCUAUGGCUUGUUAUUAUGACGGCAAUGAAUGAAGUUAAAGCCGUUUUGAAUAUUAAUAUACCAACAGUUGAUGGAAGUACAAUUACUAUAGAACCACUUGGACUUCUAUUUUUAGUCAUAUUCGCAAUUUUGUUAUUUAUGCAAUUUUUUGGUAUGAUCCGUCACCGAUAUGGAACAUUCUUGCAACUUCUUGCUGCAACACAUUUACGAAGUAAAGAUUCUGAUCCAGAAUCCGUCAUUCAGAAAAUUAAAGAAAUAUCUGUUUCUUCGGAACCGGACUUCGUUGUUCAUAGUAAUAGAAAACCCGGCAGUAAAUCAUACGAGACAAAUAUCUCACCGGAAGAAAUAGACGAUAUCUAUGAAAAUUUUACUCACCACACGGAGGCGAAAAAUAUGGGAAAGUCUAUCAAAAGACCAGGCCCAAAAUCAAGGAACAAUCCUUUAGAUUUGAAAAAGACGUUCCGACAAAACGUUCGUCGCAUGACGCGUAACACCAAAGACCACAAAAUGAGAAUUUCCUCAGAUAGCGAAGAAAGGUUAUAAAUCCUGAUAAACGUGAUGUUAAUAGAAGCUGCUGAUAUGUAAUUUUUUUCUCAACUUACACUGACUGACCAGUUGAAAUGUAGAAAAGUUAAUGCUUGAACAAAAGAUUUCAUUGUGUGCUAAACCAUUUACUGGUACAUCCAGUACCAAUAUGAUAAUAACAGACGGUGCAUAUAUAUCAUUCAUUAAAUAUAUUUAAUAAAAUUAUACAUUCGCGAACUUCGAACAGGCUUUUCAGUCUAGUGUAUGUUUAGGUUUUUUAAAUGAUCCACUUACGAUAGUAAAAUAGCAUAAUGUCAUCGAUUGGUUAAUGCAUCACUCUGUUUAUCCUUCCCGUAUCAGUUUCACUGGUUGGCUAUAAAUGGUUCACCAUGAAGUUGUGCUAACUUUUAAAAGAAUAUGUCCAAUUAAGGUUAUGACAUAGAUAUCUACGGUAUACGUACAAAAGAAAUGAGAUAGCGCGUGGAUGUGCCCUGUGCGAAAUUAUACUUCUUAAUAUAAAUUUUAUUUAGCGAGAUUGUAACAUUUAUUUAUCAUAUCUCGCUUGUUACAAAUUUCACUAAGAGUCCAAGCUUCUCUUGAUUUACCCUAUUACAGGCCACUCAUUAUCCAUUAACUUAUGAAAAUGCACCUUUUUACUUUCAAUGAUAUGUAUAAAUACCAUUAUAAAUGCUGUAAUCUAGAUAUGCUUUAUAUAUGUUAUAACUUUCAGUUGUAUCCAAUAAAAUUAUACUAACAUUUCUCACUAA
Mytilus trossulus (common blue mussel) is the source of this 4922-nucleotide messenger RNA. Its product is annotated as chitin synthase chs-2-like. The record is from RefSeq and is a predicted model, not a curated record. NCBI's taxonomy places the organism in Eukaryota, Metazoa, Mollusca, Bivalvia, Mytilida, Mytilidae. Gene Ontology annotation, cellular component: cell septum; cell periphery. Gene Ontology annotation, molecular function: chitin synthase activity. The transcript is spliced from 12 exons. Bases 25 to 4173 code for a protein of 1382 amino acids.